This is a messenger RNA of Eurypyga helias (sunbittern), 725 nucleotides long. It is a transcript of the gene GLB1L, whose product is annotated as galactosidase, beta 1-like. NCBI's taxonomy places the organism in Eukaryota, Metazoa, Chordata, Aves, Eurypygiformes, Eurypygidae. Gene Ontology annotation, molecular function: beta-galactosidase activity. The transcript has 6 exons. The record is from RefSeq and is a predicted model, not a curated record. Gene Ontology annotation, biological process: carbohydrate metabolic process. Gene Ontology annotation, cellular component: vacuole. The annotation marks the transcript as partial.
GUGCUGACUUCAAGGACCAGUACAAACCAGUGACCACCAGCUACGACUACGACGCCCCCCUCUCAGAGGCAGGAGACCCCACUGAGAAGCUGUUUGCCAUCCGCAGUGUCAUCAGCAAGUUCCAGACCCUGCCAGCCGGCCCCAUGCCACCCCCCUCUGGCCCAAACAUGUUGCCUCUGGGGGCAGAGGGCAGUCCCGGGCUGGUUCUGGGAGGAGCAGGGGAUACCCUAGACGUGCUCCUGGAGAACAUGGGCAGGAUCAGCUUUGGAGCCAACGUCAGUGACUUCAAGGGCUUGCUGGGGAACCUCUCCUUGGACUCCACUCCGCUCAGCAACUGGCUGAUCUACCCCCUGGCCAUAGACACUGCCAUCAGGCAGGGCUGGCCCCACACUGCCCUGCCGAAAUCAAGCAGUGGGGGCACAACGGGGCCAGCCUUCUACACAGGGUCCUUCGAGACUCCUGGCAUCGCCUGGGACACCUUCGUGAUGUUCCCAGGUUGGAGCAAGGGUCAGCUGUGGAUAAACAGCUUCAACCUGGGCCGGUACUGGCCCCGCUGUGGGCCCCAGCAGACCCUCUUCGUGCCCGGCUCAGUGCUGCAUUCCGACCGCCCCAACAACAUCACGGUGCUGGAGCUGGAGGGGGCACCCCCCACCCCUCUUUUGCUCUUCCUCGACCACCCCCUUUUCAACAGGACCCUCAGCUGCAGCACGGCAGCCACAGAAUAA